Gigantopelta aegis is the source of this 5528-nucleotide messenger RNA. RefSeq names its product fibrillin-3-like. The transcript is spliced from 29 exons. Lineage: Eukaryota; Metazoa; Mollusca; Gastropoda; Neomphalida; Peltospiridae. Gene Ontology annotation, cellular component: extracellular region. Gene Ontology annotation, molecular function: metalloendopeptidase activity; chitin binding; zinc ion binding. The coding region runs from base 101 to 4366 and encodes 1421 amino acids. The record is from RefSeq and is a predicted model, not a curated record.
CACGAAAAUGCGUAACACAACGAACGCCGUAUCACUGCAUAAAAAGCAAGGCGUACACCAUAUCGCGGAGGGAUACUAGCAUUGGACACUGGCGGAUUUAAUGAACAUCUCAAGGCCGCACGGCGUUGGCCGAAUUAAAUGCAGAUCGAUGCUGUUGUAUCUUGUGGCGGCAGUAGCAGUGGGAUGUUUGCCCGGUGUUUACGGUAAUGGCGCGAAAUGUGUGGAUGCCAACUCGUGUACCAGAUACUUUAACAGUGCCAUGUUUUUGUACCAACACUGUGGUAACUGCCACAUGUUUGUGUAUUGCAUACAUGGAAUGUAUUUCCCCAUGGUGUGCCCAAGCCGCCUGUACUGGAAUGACAUAACAAAUACAUGCGACUACAAAUCGCCGCAUUGUCACGAUGACGAAUGUACCCUUGGAACACACAAGUGUCAUCAACUCGCCACGUGUUUCUGGUACAGGACGGACACUCCGUAUCGGUGUAUCUGCAAACCCGGCUAUGAAGGGAACGGAAUCACAGACUGCAAUGAUGUAGAUGAAUGUCAAGAUGGAAGUCAUGAUUGUGAUGCCAGCACCGUGUGUACUAAUACUGAUGGUUCAUUUACCUGUACGUGUCCAAAUGGAUUUACCUUGGAGAAUAAAAUCUGUAAAGAUAUAGAUGAAUGUAAAGAUGGAAGUCAUAACUGCCCUGGUUCCUCUGUGUGCACCAAUACUGACGGUUCAUUUACGUGUAUGUGCAAACCUGGCUUCACAUUGGAAGGGCAGGCAUGUAGAGAUAUAGAUGAAUGUAAAGAUCGAAGUAAUGACUGUGAUCCUAACGCUGUGUGCUCUAACACUGAUGGUUCAUUUAUUUGCACCUGUCAAAUUGGAUUUACCACAGAAGGAAAUGUUUGUAAAGAUAUAGACGAAUGUACAGAUGGAAGUCAUAAUUGUGGUGCUAACGCUGUCUGCAACAAUACUGGCGGCUCCUUUACGUGCACGUGCCAACCGGGAUUCACCUUGAUAGGACAGGCAUGUAAAGAUAUAGAUGAAUGUGCAGAUGGAAAUCACGAUUGUGAUCCUAACGCUGUGUGUUCUAAUACUGAAGGUUCAUUUACCUGCAAAUGUUUAGCUGGAUAUAACAUGGACGGAAAUGUGUGUAAAGAUAUAAAUGAAUGUACAGAUGGAAGUCAUAAUUGUGGUGCUAGCGCUGUCUGCAACAAUACUGACGGCUCAUUUACGUGCACGUGCCAGCCAGGAUUCUCAAUGAUAGGACAGGCAUGUAAAGAUAUAGACGAAUGCACAGCUGGAAUUCAUAACUGUGAUUCUAACGCUAUGUGCUCUAACACUGAUGGUUCAUUUAGUUGCACCUGUAAUAUUGGAUAUAUCAUGGAAGGAAAUGCCUGUAAAGAUGUAGAUGAAUGUACAGAAGGAAGUCAUGGUUGUGAUACAACUGCGGUGUGCACUAACACUGAUGGUUCAUUUACGUGCACCUGUCAUAUUGGAUUUAAAAUGGAGGGAAAUGUGUGUAAAGAUAUAGAUGAAUGUGACGCUGUCACCGACAGUCUCAGUUGCGACGUUAACGCCCUGUGCACCAACACCGACGGCUCAUUUACAUGCACGUGCGACGCUGGAUUUAUCAUGGCGGGAACUGUCUGUAACGAUAAAGAUGAAUGUAAAGAUGGAAGUCAUAACUGCGGUGUUAACUCUAUCUGCUCUAAUACCGGUGGUUCAUUUACGUGUACCUGUCAAACCGGUUAUUCCAUGGACAUCAAUGAGUGUAUAGAACUUCCUAAGACGUGUCAACAAGUCAAAGAAGCAAAUCCGAUGUCACGUGAUGGACUGUUUGAUAUAUACCCACCACUUAUGAAGGGUGAGCGACUGAAAGUCUAUUGCUAUGAAAUGGACACGACGCCUGUCGAGUUUUUGGACUUCCCAAAUAUGAACGAUGGAAAUUAUCCCGAUGUUGAGAAUCCCACGUGCGGUGCCACUGACAAGAAGAUUAACUCACUCCAGAUUGGCAGUACGAUGUACGCUAAAAUUAGAAUAAAUAUUCAGAAACUCACCAUAGUGCAGGACGCUACAUUUGCUAAGGAGUCUCUGACUCUGAUCAAGUAUGGUGAAGCGGCUGAUUGUUACACGCCACAUCGUAAUGGAGUAAAAGCAAGUUGUGGACCCAUUGGAUAUUUCAGCAUUGAUCUUACCAAUACCAACGUAAAAAUUCAUCCACAGCAAAAGUGGGAAACAUAUGGAACUGAUUCAAUCCAGGAUAUUGUGAGAACUUCCGGAGGUCAGGUAGUUCACGUCAAUUGUGGAGGAUACUGCGGCGGUUGUAGGCCAGUGGGCGACAUUCGCAUUGUCCCAUUAAAAGACCCUCCUGAGACGUGCCAGCAAGUGAAGGAAGCAAAGCCCAGAUCGCCCGAUGGACUGUACGAUUUAUACCCUCCACUUAUGGGUGACAAGGUGCUGAAAGUAUUUUGCUAUAACAUGUCCUCGACGCCUGUCGAGUUUUUGGAACUACAAAAUACAAACGAAGGAUUUUAUCCUGGGGUGGAAAAUCCUUCUUGUAGUGGCAGUGUUACUCCGAUUAGUUCUCCAGAGAGUGGAAGUACGAUGUACAAUAAAAUUCGACUGGAUGUUCAGAAACUCACCAUAGUGCAGGACACUACGUUUGCUGUGGGACCUCUGACCCCCGCCCAGUACGGCGAAGCGGCUGAUUGCUAUACGCCACACCGUAACGGAGUGCAAGCACACUGUGGACCUAAAGGACAGUUCGGCAUAGAUCUUACUGGUACCAACGUAAACAUUCACCCACAGCAACAGUGGGAAACGUUCGGGCAGGAUUCAUUCAAGAACAUCUCGAUAGACUCCGGAGGUCAGAAGGUUAACAUCAGUUGUGGAGGAUACUGCGGCGGUUGUAGGCCUGUAGGCGAUCUUCGCCUUGCACCACUGACAAACAUAAACGAAUGUAUUGGAAAUAUGCAUAACUGCGAUGUUAACGCUGUGUGCACCAAUAACGAUGGGUCAUUUACGUGCACGUGUCAGGCUGGUUUUUCCAUGGACGCAAAUAUCUGUAAAGACAUAAACGAAUGUAUUGAUGGAAGCCAUAGUUGUGAUGUUAACGCGGUGUGUACCAAUACGGACGGCUCAUUUACGUGCGCCUGUAAAAGUGGAUUUAUAAUGGCGGGAAGUGUCUGUAAAGAAUAUCCACGGACUUGUCAACAUAUCAAAAACGCACACGUCAGUUUUCUUGAUGGACUGUACGAUGUAUACCCUGAACUGCUUGGCGGCGAAACACUCAAAGUGUACUGUCACAACAUGGCUACGACGCCUGUUGAGUUCCUAGCGUUUUCAGCUCCAAAUCAUGGAAUGUAUCCCGACUUACAAAACCCGUCGUGUAGUGGCGCUGAUCAAAAGUUUACUAAUCCUAAUGUUGGAACGACGUCGUACCAAAAAAUUAAAAUCAAUAUUCAGAAACUCACUAUAGUGCAGGAUUCUACAUUUGCUGAAGUGAAUGGUAAAGUCAUUCUUUACGGCACAGCGGCCGAUUGCUAUACGUCACAUCGUAGUGGAGUAAGAGCAAGUUGUGGACCAAAAGGAUCUUUCUACAUGGACUUUACUGGUACCAACGUAAAGAUUGAUCCACAGCAAAAGUGGGAAACUUUCGGCCAGGAUUCGUUCAAGGAGGUAGUUAGAAGUGCCAACGAUCAGAUAAUUGAACUCAAAUGUGGCGGAUUCUGCGGCGGCUGUAAGCCUGUGGGCGACCUUCAACUUGUGUUACACAAAGUGCCACCGACGUGUCAGGCUCUGAAAGACUUAGACCCCAGCUUAACCGACGGAGUUUACUUUAUAUACCCUAAACUUCUCAGUGGCGAGAAACUGAAAGUGUAUUGUCACAACAUGGCCACGACGCCUGUCGAGUUCGUCCAGCUGGAAGUGGCAAACGAAGGAAUUUAUCCUAAUUCUCGCGAUCUUACAUGUAGCGGCACAGUACAAAGUUUAGAUAGUCCCAAUGUUGGAAGGACGGAUUACAAUAGAAUUCGAAUAAACCCUGAGAGGCUGACCAUAAUGCAGGACACGACGUUUGCUAAAGUGGUCGGUGGCGUCGUCAAGUAUGGCACAGCGGCGGACUGCCACACGCCGCAUCUUCAACUAAAACAAUCAAGCUGUGGACCGAAAGGAUCUUUCGCCAUAGAUUUUACCGGCACCAGUUUAAAGAUUGACCCAAAGCAAAAGUGGGAAACGUUCGGAAAGGAUCCAUUUCAAGAGGUAGUUAGAAGUGCCAACGAUCAGAUAAUUAAACUCAAAUGUGGCGGAUUCUGCGGCGGUUGUAGGCCUGUGGGCGACCUGCAGCUAGUGGUACACAAAGAUGUACCUAUCCCGUGACCAGUAUUCUGAGAUUGUCAUGUUGCUACAGUUGACAGCCACACGAGACACGUAAAUCCAUGGUGCUAUCACAAGAUAUAUACAUUGUAUAAUUAAAACUAGUAGCCAUUGUAACCUAGUAGUUUGUUUACCCUUGAUGCAUUAAUGAUAAACCAAUUUAGUAACUCAAACAAAUGAAUUGACAGUCAACAGACCAAGAAGUGUUUAUACUAAGUGUGAUACAGCUAUAGAAUUAAUAUACGUUAUUUCCUAUAUACACGUUGGAGAGACUAUUGUGUAGAAUGUUUAGUAACACACGUUAUGGGAUAUCAAUUUAAAGACAUCUAAUUGUCUUCUUCAUGUUGAUGUUCCAGACGCCAAUGCCGCAUAAUACCAUUUAUUCCUUAAUUAGCUUUUGAUCGUCAAAUAUAUAUAAUGAAACGAUUGCUACAUAACAGAAUACAGACGACACAUACACUUUGUAUGAAAUUAGUUACAAAUAAUGAGGCUUGUAUUUUCUAUUAUGAACAUCGUAGCUCCUGAAAUUAAACAAAUGUCUACGGAAAACAAAUCACCCACAAAAAAUGUGAAACAAACAAUCGAAUAUAGUCCACAGGAAAAACAAAAGAGUGCCGUCAACAAUUAAAAACUACACGGCAUUGUCGAUUGGCAUAGGCAAUUGCAGGUUUGACACAGAGAAUCGCUCUUGCACUGAUUCUGGGAAGAUAUAGUAAUAAAAAUGUUUUGGAAUGUAGUGGUUACCGAAUUGCUAAACUUUUUUGUCUUUUGUCCACCAGUCUUUAAACAAAUGGUUUGGGACCAGUUUCACUCACUUUAUUGAAAAGUCUUGCCUUGUCUUUAUGUGAUUAACUUGACCAUUUCUGCUGACAAGUGAUUCGUCUUCACAAAACUUAAAUAGAAGUAGAUGCAACAGUAGAUUUGUUAAAGAAUUAUUUGCGAAAUAUCUUAUUUUAAAAUGUAGAGUACAACAAUCAUAUCUCGACAUUACACAUUUCAACAGAGAGGCAUGAUAUAGGUAUAAAAUAGAACAAUGAAUGAAUAUUUAACGACACCCCAGCACAAAAAUAAAUCAUCGGCUAUUGGGUGUAAAAUAGAACAAAAUAUUUAAAUGUGUAAAAGUUCUUCAAACAUUUCCCGUAAUAAAUACCCAUGUACUUUUAAA